AUGGAUUCAUCUGAUUUAGCGUAUAUAAUACCACCCUAUUUACUAAGCACAUGCUUGGGUUCUAAACUACAGAAAAUAAUUUCUUCCAAGGAUCCACAAUUGAGUCUUUCCAAUGUGAUAUCUACGAAGUCUUUUAGUUACUCUAAGAAGUACAACGAUAAAAAGAUUCCCAAGUACCAAUAUUCAUCGGAUCCAAUUGUAAACCAAUUAAUCAAAGAAAAAUUAGUGUAUAAAUUGUCCAUUAUUGGAGUGUUAGGAUCAAACCCCAUGGAGAACCCGAUUGAUGACGCAUAUCUUUUUGAGUUAUUUGAAAUGUUUAAGCAUAGAUUAUUGCAUGAUGAUAAUGUUGAUAAUAGAAACGAUGAUACAGGAUACGAAUCUACUUCAAAAUCAAGAAAAUCUGUUUUCGAUUCAUCAACAGUUGGUGAAACCAAUUUUUUGUUCUCUUCAAAUAAACGAUUGAGCAAAGAUUAUACCAAUUUCCCCAACAACACUUUGAGGCACUUAUUGUUGACUUCAAAAUUUGAUACUUACCAUCAAUAUAGAGUUCCACCUAGCUUUGUGAAGUUUAGUGACGGUCAAUUCUUUAACUACCCUUUACCGUUAACAUGGUCUCCGCUAGUACCUAACAAUUAUUUGCGUUAUUUGCAAGAUGAUUUGAAUUUGAAGAUAAGCAGUGAUGAUGGAUACUCAACUAUCUCGUUAUCAACUCUCUCCACUAAUGAUCUGUUGUCAAUUGAUAGUGUGAAUGAAUUAAUCCCUAAGAAAAAAUACUACAAUUUUAUUUGUGAUAAGCCGGUUUCUCCUGCAAUUGGAGUAUUUUAUUAUGAGAUGGAAGUGAAUCAAGAAUGUACGGAAUCCACAAACUUCUUACCUAUUUUACAAACCAAUGACUCCUCGAUUUCAUCGAAUAUAGUUAUGAAUAUAUGCAUGGGUUUUACCAGGCAAUGUGUGAACUACGAAUCUACCUCAGGAUCAGCUGGGUCGACAGAAAAGGAUUAUUUGAAUUUAGAUAAUGUAAAGGAUGAUAUUUUAAUCAAUGACGAAAAUUCUCUUCUUAAUUCCCUGCUAAAUGAAGACGUCCGAGAAAUGAUUUGCUGUCAACCCGGAGAAUUUAGAGGAAGUUUUGCAGUUAACUUUGAAGAUCUGUCAUUUUAUAACUCCAUUAAAAUUUCAGAAGCAACUAGUAGACAUGCAGCCUUAAGCAUGAAUAGAAGAUUAUCAUCUUUGAAUAGACAGAAUGCAGAUGAUGAUAAUGGUAAGAUUGAUAUGGGAAUUCCGUUUGAUACUUACAUGACCAACGAAACGCCAGCUAAGAAAUCAUACAAAACCGAUGUGAUAGGUUGUGGAAUCAACUUCAUUAACAAAUCUGUAUUCUUCACAUUGAAUGGGGUUUUGGUGAAGACAAUUUCUAAUGAUGACUUAGCAUCCAAACAAAUGUUAAACGAUCAUGUAAAUUUAUUUGCUGACUAUAACCAAGACGAUAACAGUGCAAUCUGCCCCAUCGUUGGUUUUAAGGUUCAAGAUUUGAAAGAGAAAAAUGCCAAAUUUGAUCCCACAACUUUAAAAAUUAAGACAAAUCUAGGAUUCAAGGAGUUCAAAUUCAAUAUUGAAAAUUACGUUACUGAAUUUCGUAACGAAAAUCAAAAGUUUAUGUACUUAUCCUUACUUGAUAAAAUUCAAAACAUAAAGUCUUCCAACAUUGAAAUAGAUCACAUCGAAAAGUCAUUGUUGAAUAUCGAUGAUGAUUCUAAAUUCGUCAACAAAUUAAUUAAAGGAUAUCUCAAUCAUGAAGGAUAUUUAGAAACAUUUAAUUCUUUCAGCUCGGAUUUAAAUAGUUUAUCUACUGAAGUCAGCGCAAAGCAGAAUUUAGAUGAAGAAGCUGAUUCGAUAGUCUUAAAGAAAUCUCACGCUCUAAACAGACAAAUUAUCAAAAACUACAUUUUAAAGAACCAAUUUGAUCUUGCACUUAAGUUUAUAGUUAUGAAUUAUGCGGAUCUAUUUGCCCUUGAUAAAGGCAAAGAUAUAAUAUUUGAAGUCAAAAAAUUUCAAUUUGUCUAUCUCUUGAAAAAAUACCUUGAGGUGAAAUUAAAUCUAAAUAAUUACGAAUUUGAAUUCGAGUUUAAUAAUAGUGAAAGUGAACAGGAAUUAUUUAAUAAGGCAUAUGAAUAUGGAAAAUUAUUACAAGAGGAAUAUCAAAGUGAUGGCGAGAAAUUAAGAUCAAUUCAAGAAAUAUCAUCGGCGUUUAUUGUUAAUAGUCAAGAAUCUUUGAGGAAUUUACCUAAGGUUGAUAAUUUGCUUUCUAAUUAUACGAAAGGCUUAUCGUAUCUAUCAAAUGAAAUCAACAAUAAGAUAUUAGAUCAUUUAGGAUUGAAUAAAAGCUCAAAUUUGGAACAAAUAUUCAAUCAUGUGGAUGAUAGGAUUAAUAACUUGAGUUUAAAAUAUAACGACGAAAAAUUUAUGCUAGUAAAUCUUGAAAGAGAUCAUAUGGAUAUAUAA
Messenger RNA from Debaryomyces hansenii CBS767, 2499 nucleotides. RefSeq names its product glucose-induced degradation complex subunit. The coding region runs from base 1 to 2499 and encodes 832 amino acids. Gene Ontology annotation, molecular function: protein binding. The record is from RefSeq and is a predicted model, not a curated record. The transcript has a single exon. Lineage: Eukaryota; Fungi; Ascomycota; Pichiomycetes; Serinales; Debaryomycetaceae.